UCUGCCUAAACUAUAAAUUACAGCAACAAAUUUUUAAUAUAAGAUACAAAUGACUAAAUCUAAUCUACACUCAAAAUCUGGCAACAAAGUGCUGAAUGACUUCAUCGUUGGAGGAGUGUCAGCAGCAAUUUCAAAGACAUGUGUAGCUCCUAUUGAAAGAGUCAAGAUAAUCCUGCAGGUGCAGGCCAAUACUAAGAAUCUCCCUGCUCAUAAGAAAUACGACGGCAUCAUAGACUGCUUUGUGAAGGUGACUCAGAAGCAAGGCUUUUGGUCCCUAUGGAGAGGCAAUCUGAUCAAUGUGAUGAGGUACUUCCCUACACAGGCACUAAACUUUGCUUGCAAGGAGAAGUUCAAGCAGUACCUCAACCCUUAUAAUAGGAAGGAAGAGCCGGUCAAGUUCUUUGCUGGCAAUGUGCUCUCUGGAAGUGCAGCAGGAGCUACAUCUCUCUGUGUAGUCUAUCCUCUUGAUUUUGCAAGGACAAGGCUUGCAGCUGAUUCUGGGAAAGAAGCUUCGAGAGAGUUUAUAGGGUUUGUUGACUGCUUGACCAAAAUUUUAAAAUCGGAUGGCCCAGUCGGGUUAUAUAGAGGACUCCCUAUCUCAUUGCUAGGUAUUGUCUUCUACAGAGGAGCUUACUUUGGUCUGUAUGACACAGGUCAUGCCUUCUUGUUUUCAUCUAGUAAGCAAGACAGCUUCUUCAAAAUGUGGGCCUUUGCACAAGUAACCACGACACUUGCUAAUCUGUUCUCAUACCCACUCGACACUGUCAGAAGAAGACUUAUGAUGCAGUCAGGGGAAGCCAACAAGGCUUACACAGGAACUAUGGACUGCUUCAACAAGAUAUAUCAGAAAGAAGGUCCGAGAGGUUUCUUCAAGGGAGGAGCUUCUAACAUUAUUCGUAGCACGGGUGGGGCACUUGUGCUCGUAUUUUACUCGAAGAUCCAAACUUAUAUGGAAUUAUAA
Messenger RNA from Moneuplotes crassus, 961 nucleotides. The record is from the annotation of a GenBank genome assembly. NCBI's taxonomy places the organism in Eukaryota, Ciliophora, Spirotrichea, Euplotida, Euplotidae.